GGCAUUGGUCUCGCCGCAAUCAGCAUGCCGCUCGCGCUACCUACAAUCGACCAGCUCGAGAACUACCUCCAGCAGGUCGAAGACAUCGUCGUCAACUCCCUCUCCUCGGCAUCCCCAGAUCUCUCCAGAGUCAGCGAGGCCGUCCACAGACUUUGGCAGGAUGUCUUGCGACACAGUCCCCAGGCCAUGCCCACCCUCAAGGGCCUCGGGGCCUUCGAAGUUCCCCCACCACCGCCGCCUCCACCGCCUCCGAAGUCCUUCUGGGAUAGCUCCGCUGAUUGGGUCGCUGAUCAUCCAUGGCAGACCGCCGGGCUCGGCGUAGGCCUUAUUGGUACGGGCUUGCUGGUGGGAUACGCAUCUCCUCACAUCCGCCGUCAUGCGAGGGCUGUGAGGGCCAAGAGGCAUCACGCAUCUGCUGCGAAUGGAGAGCGGAGACAGGUCGUCGUCGUACUUGGAGGUGACUCUCCGCUUGGCCUCCCUCUCAUCCAGGACCUCGAGAAGAAGGGAUACAUCGUCAUUACCAGCGUAUCGACUCCCGAGGCGGUCGAGGAGAUCGAGAGCAAAUGUCACGGCUAUGUCCGUGCUCUCGUUCUCGACCCGACCGAGCCCGAGAUGAUUCCAUAUUUCCUACGUUCGCUAGCCUCGACCAUGUCUCGCCGCUUCCCUAUCACCGCGGCCGGCGACCCGCAUGCCUCGCCCACCACGCACAUCUACCUUCAUUCUGUUGUAUCUCUCCUUUCUCUUCCCUCUCACAACAUCACACCUCCGCCCGCCCCACUCGAGCAUCUCAGCCUCCACGGCGACUACCUGCCCUACCUUCAAGCCACCCACAUUGUUCCCCUGCAAGUCCUACAGGCCCUCCUCCCGCUCCUGCGAGCCACCCCCGCCCGCGCAAAGGACGCGCGCGCGAACGGCCUGGGACGGCAGAGCAUCGUCAUAUGUCUCCCGGCAACGGACGCCCGCGUCGGGCUGCCGUUCGCGAGUGCACAGGCGAUGAGUGCCGCAGCCACGCUCCGCGGAAUCGACGUGCUCCGGCGCGAGAUCCGCGCCGCGGCGCUGUCGGGGCGCGGCUCGGACGCAGCGGAGUCGAUGCGCAACAUCAAGGUGACCGUCGUGGACGUCGGCGUCGUCGGCCCCGUUGCGGGUAACGAAUCCGCAGAUGAUCUGAACGCGGUGGUGGGCGAGUGGACGCCUUCGGAGAAGGCGGCAUACGGGACGGCGUUCGGCUCGUUGCUGGAGCAUGGCGGGCACCAGAGGAUUCGCCGGCAGCCGAGCAACGUCGCCGAUUUCGUGGAGACGGUCGUGGACGUGGUGAGCAGCGGGCGGAAGAGCCGGAAUGGACUGUCUCCGUAUGCGCUGCGCCGCGGCCUGGGCACUCUGCACGAGCUUGUGCGUGGCGACCGCGUGGUCGUCGGCGCUGGUGCUGGGACGUAUGCGCUCGCGUCAUACCUCCCUGCGUUCCUGCUCGACGCGCUCCUGAAUGUGCCGUACAUCAUCGUCUCCGUACGAAACGCGCUGCUCCCCAUCCCCCCUCGCGUCAUCGGACCGCUGCCCCCUGUCGUCACCGCCGCCGUACCCGCUCCUCCACCCGCCCAGCAGCAGCCGAUCAUUCAGCAGACGAUCCCGGAGAAGCACGAGGGCCCGGGAACGGACAGCGAACCGGAGCACGAUGAGGCGGGGAGCGAGGCGGACGUGGAGAGCAACGAGGGGUACGGGUCUGGCGUCGGCGAGUCCUGGGUCAGCUUGAAGAGCAAGCCCUCGGAGCGUGGCUCGGCCCAGCCUUGAAUCUCGUGCGCCACAUUAUGACGGAUGUUCGCUGACAUUUUUUCUGCUUGAAGUGUCUGAUCGGAGGCGAUGGAAGGAGUAAGUUAUGUGUGUUUCGGAUCCGUGUACCACGAUAAUGCUUGUGUACAACACUCCCACUCCUUGGUGUAUAUAUACCGUUCAAUCCCAUCUCACUUGCCUCACUCC
Messenger RNA from Trametes versicolor FP-101664 SS1, 1971 nucleotides. RefSeq lists its product as uncharacterized. The record is from RefSeq and is a predicted model, not a curated record. NCBI's taxonomy places the organism in Eukaryota, Fungi, Basidiomycota, Agaricomycetes, Polyporales, Polyporaceae. The transcript is spliced from 4 exons. Bases 25 to 1785 code for a protein of 586 amino acids.